Molecule: messenger RNA, 1476 nt
Organism: Dujonia railenensis
Lineage: Eukaryota; Fungi; Ascomycota; Pichiomycetes; Serinales; Debaryomycetaceae
Source: the annotation of a GenBank genome assembly
AUGUCGUUUCAGGUAACUUAUAAGUUGAAGACGCUCAAGGUAACGUGCCCAGCGAACUCGUCCAUCAGUCAGUUAACGGAAUUGGCAAAGAAAAAAUUCAAACUCGAUGGCGAUACUGUUGUAGACUUGCUUUACAAAGACAAAGUACUCGACUCGCUGUUGCCACUAAGGUUUGCAAACAUAUCAAACAAUGCGAAACUUGUCUUGAAGGUGAGUGAGAGUGAAUCCAAGGAAAUCUCAAUAAAAUUGACGCUUCCCACAGGAGGUUCUCACAUAACGAAAAUUAACAACCACAAGACAAUUGCAGACCUUUUGAAUAUGGUGGAGAAUGAACGUGGGACAAGUAUUUUGGACCAAGAGAAGUUCGGCUCGGCACAAUUGCAGGUGUUGAACUCCAAAUUGAAUGAAACAGACUUCCCGCUGUCCAGAAUUGUAUCAAUUGUUGGAAAUGGAGCCAAUAGUGUGGUGUGUAGAUUGAGUUAUGCUAAUGAGUCUGAUAAGGACAGGAGGAUUGAGGAGCAAAACAGAAUAGUGAAAUUGCAGGUGGAAGAGCAAAGAGUGCGGAAUCAAAUGAAAAAGGAGGAAGAAAAGAUGAAUGAAGACCUAUUGGCCAGGAAAAGGGCGGAGGAACGGGAACAGGGAAGUACAAAUGAUGCGACAGGCGAAGAGAUGGAGGUGGAUGAUGGAACAGAAGGCGUGAGGGAAGUACCAAAGGAGGAAACUAAAACAGAAAAAAGUAAUGCAGAAGAAACUAGAGCAGAAGAAACUAGAGCAGAAGAAAUAGAAGAAGAAGACGAUGAACUUGAAUCUGCUGUAGAGCACUCGGUUCAAGUAAACACCCCUCAGAUAUUCCUCCCUUCAGACUCGGCCUCAGGAAUUUAUGACCACAGUGAGGAGACCUACGAAAUGACGGUUGCACAAGCUCAAACGUACCAUAAGAUACUCACAGAUUCAAUGAGACCCCAGAAACCUAAGCAGCGCAUUCACAGAAUCCCAGAAACCUACUUUGUUAGAAUCAAGUUCCCUGACCUUUCUACGUUACAAUUGACCUUUUCAGAUGGUCCAACGGUUAAAUUUGGCUCUUUAUUGAAGAAGCUCGAUGAAAUGCUCUUACCAGAGUUUAGAAAUAGGUACAACCUCAAGUUUGGAUACCCUCCAUUCACAUUGAUUCCAUUUUCCUUCAAAACCAAUGAUCAGUUCUUACAUGAAUUCAAAGUAUCGAAAAACUCUAACGAUGCUUUCGCCGAGAGAAUGUUGUUAAUAUGGGAAUUGACCGAUCUGCAUUCCGUUGGAGGUGACCACAAAGGGCCGUAUAUUAACAAACAGGGAAACGACGUUAUUGUGACCACAAACAAUGAGAGACCAGAGAUUCAAUUGGAGAGCCACAGGGGAGAUUUACCGGAUGAUAAAGAAGAGAAAAAGCAUAAGAAAGAUGAAGGGAAGAAGUUGCCAAAAUGGUUAAAGUUAAAUAAAUAA